UGGCAACAGUCGGCGCCUACUCUUCAACAACACCAACAACGGGGCUCGCCGCGGCCGCACUCGACACAAAUCCCCAGUCCAUUCUUCCAACACCCCUGAGCAUCCUGACGCUCAAAAAAGGCCUGUCUACCCGCCCGUCGCCACGGUAGCCGGCCUGGUUGCAGCCUAAUCCUGUCCAUCCGCCACCCAUUCGCCGUACCACCUUUUGCGGGAGCUCGUCAUCCCCACCCUCCCGCCUGUACGUCUUCCGCGUUGCCCUCUCGCAGUCCAUCGACCCUUCUUCCCAUGUCUCCGACUGCAUCAUGAGGACGUGAGAAUGGAGAAUUCGUUAUCGACACAAGAGCAGCAGCUCUGCCAGCUCCUGGCAGAUCUGCCAGCCAGGUUCGGCUAUCGCUACAAUGAGGAGGCCUCGAGGGAGCUCCUGACGAGCUUGUUCUGGUCGCUGAGCGGUGGGAACCCCCAAAACAUGCGUCUUCUCUUCCCAGCCGGCAGACCUUCAGAGAGCCUGAAGCUUAGCGACGCCCAGGGGGCCGUUGAGGGCGCCGAAUACACUGACGCGGCCCGCGGGAAGCGAUGCGGCCACAUCUUCAAGCCCGGUGAGGCGUCCUACAUGUGCCGGACCUGCGGCACCGACGAGACGUGUUGCCUAUGCAGCAGAUGUUACGAAUCGACCGACCAUACCGGCCACAUGGUCCGCAUCCAUAUUUCGGUCGGCAACAGCGGCUGCUGCGACUGCGGCGACGAUGAGGCGUGGAAGUCACCGCUCUUCUGCACGAUCCACUCCGACAUGACCAAGGGCUCCGCCAAGGGCAAGGAAAAGGAGGCCGCUGGCCUGCCUGAGGAAGUUGUCUCGAACCUGCAAAUGACCAUCGGUCGGGUGUUCGACUACAUCUGCGACGUCAUAUCAUGUUCUCCUGAGCAGCUCCGACAAGCCAAGACUCACGAUAAGAUCAUCGAGGACGAGCUCAAGUCUCGCCUUUCCUCGAAAUACUACGGGGUGGAAGCAGAGCCGUGCGGCGACUUUGCUUUGAUCCUGUGGAACGAUGAGAAACACACAGUUCAAGAGGUCCAGGACCAGGUGGCUAGGGCGUGCGGAAAGUCAAGCGGAGACGCGUCUCGCGACGCCUGGGAGACCGAUGCCGUCGGGCGAAGCAUCUUGACAUACUCGGACGAUGUUUCCAAGCUUUUGCAGAUGGCCAAGAUCAUGGAAGCGAUUCGCGUUACCGUCACGAUCCGGUCAGCCAGAGACACAUUCCGCGAGCAAAUGUGCGGCACUCUCGUCGAGUGGUUGAGCGACAUCUCUGGCUGCAGCGUGGGCCACGACAGUGACAUACUCAGACAAACUGUGUGCGAACAAGUUAUGCGUCCCUGGCGUCAAGGAAGCCUCGCGACCCACACUAUGGGCCUCAUAGACGACGAGGACGAAGAUGAUCGGGACUUGGAUAGCCGAGCCCAUUUCCACAACGUGAACCCACGCUUCAUCCUAGCACUGCAGCGGGCUGCGGGAAACAGGGUCGACCUGGAGAUAGUCGGCGGCACCGUUCUGGAUAUCGACGACGAUGAUGACGAUGACGACGACGACGAUGACGAGGAGGAUGACGAUGCGGACAUGGACGAUGGCGAAGACGACACCCAUUCCGCUGCCAGCUCUGUCGCCGGCGAAGAUGAGGACGAAGACGAAGACGUCAUGAUGGUCGAUGCCAGGGGGGACGUGGCGGACUUGGGCAUGAACUGGAGUCAGCCUGAUCAAGCCUUGGAGGAAGACGAGGCGACCAUGGCGGGCUACCCGCCGCCGCCGCCUCCCCCUCCUGUGCAGGCGCAGGCGUCAAACCGGGAACGGGACGGCACACCAUCUGAUUCGGACACGGCGGAGCCGCUUAUUGCACCCGCGAUAUACGCCAAAGCCAACGUGGACAUUCCAAAGACACCGGGCAAGACGGAAAAAGUCACACCCAGACCCGGCAGGUAUUGGAUCGAAACGCCAGCAGUCUAUACACAGCGCGAGAAUGUGCCUCCCGCCGAAGACGUUUUCCAACGAGUCCGGCUCGAUUGGCUGCUGCUCUUUGAUUUGCGGAUGUGGAAGAAGGUCAGGAAUGACCUCCGAGCCCUGUACAUCUCAACCGUGGUUUCGAUACCAGAAUUCAAGCGGGUCUUGGCGCUCCGUUUUGCGAGCCUAUACACCAUUCUGGCGCAGCUUUACCUCGUAGGCGACAGAGAGCCAGACCACUCUAUCAUCAACCUAUCCCUCCAGAUGUUGACGACGCCAUCCAUUACUGCCGAGGUUGUCGAGAGGGGAAACUUCUUGAGCAGCCUCCUGGCAAUCCUUUACACCUUUUUGACUACCCGACAAGUUGGUCAUCCGUGGGAUGUGUCCCCCGAUGCCGUCCUGGCCUUUGAAAGCGGCUCUGUGACGAAUCGCCGAAUGUAUCACUUUUAUCAGGACCUCAAAUAUCUCUUUGGCUCGCAGCAUGUUCAGGAAAGGAUCAGAUCCGAGCCGCGGUACCUCAUGCAGUUUCUAGACCUGGUCAAGCUGCACCAGUGUAUUGGACCCAACGUGCGCGCCGUGGUCGAGCAUGUCGAGUACGAAGCCGACUCAUGGAUUACGGCCUCCCUGGUGACGCGCCAGAUCAACCUGCAAGCGCGGAAUCUUGCCGAGGCCUUCCGCGACUGCCCGGCCGACGAUAUCCAUCACCUUCAGCGCGCCAUCCGCUUCACUGCGAAGACGGUGAUUCUUAACUCCAUCGGGGCGGAGCGGGCCCGGUUCAAGCAAGGGGAGAUCAAGGAUGAAGUCAAAUUCAAGACCUUGACCGACUUUGAAUUUGACACGGAUGGGGCCUCGUACGAAGUCGUCAGGUUUGUCGUGGAAAAGGACCCCAUUAGCUUCCACCACGCCCUGCACUACACGCUCUCGUGGCUCGUCGAAUGUGCGCGCUCGCUUCCUGCGUCGAACCUGAAGUCCCUGAUGAGCUUCACCGUACAGGAGCUGCGGUUGAAGCCGCGCCUGAUGGGUCGACCGCAGGUCCCGAAACUGGAGCAGGAUCCGGAGGACCAUCUCAUAGCCGCCUUUGACUUCCCGCUUCGCGUGUGUGCGUGGCUCGCACAGAUCAAGGCCAACAUGUGGGUGCGGAACGGCAUCAGCCUGCGGCACCAAGCUAGCACCUAUCGCGGCGUUGGUCAGCGGGAUGUGUCGCAUCAUCGAGACAUAUUCCUUCUCCAAACCGCCAUGGUUGUCUGCAACCCCAGCAGAAUGCUCGCAUCUAUCAUUGAUCGCUUUGGGAUGGAUGGAUGGGUCAAGGGCUUGUUUGAGCUCAAGUCGGAGGCGCAAGACGACGCCCAGCACCUUGAUGUUGUCGAGGACAUGAUCCACCUACUCAUCGUCCUUCUCAGCGACCGAACAUCGCUGAUUGCCCCGGAAGACGAGCCCAACGCAAGAAUCCUCGCCGUGAGGCGGGACAUUAUCCAUGUCCUGUGCUUCAAGCCGCUAUCGUUCAACGAGAUUUGCAACAAGCUCCCCGAGAAGUACCAAGAACAGGAAGACUUCCACAGAGUCCUGGACGAGAUGGCCACGUUCAAGCCCCCUGAAGGGGUAUCCGAUGUCGGCACCUUUGAGCUCCGUCACGAGUUUAUCGACGAAAUCGACCCGUACAUUGCGCAUUACAACAAGAACCAACGCGAAGAAUCCGAAACGGCCUACCGGAAGAAAAUGGCCAAGAAGACCGGCAAGGCUAUAGAGGAUAUUGUGUACGAGCCAAAGCACCGCCCGAUUCCAUCCGGCCUCUUCCAGAAUCUCGGCCAAUUCACCGGCACCGGUAUCUUUGCGCAGGUCAUUUUCUACUCCCUCCUGUAUCCGCUCGUCGCACAGAAAUUCACCCCCACGGUACCUUUCACGAGGCUGGAGACGUUUCUCCAGGUCGUCUUACACCUUAUUUUGAUCGCGAUCCUCGAGGACAAGACAGAUGACAGUUUCGUGGCAACAGAUGGUCAGACCUCGUUUGUCCAUCUUGCCCUUACAAGACUUGCGCGCAGCAACUUCCUGCCCGAGGCGAGCAAUUCGAGAACCAUUGUGUCGCUGUUGCACCUCAUGUCCACCAAAGACGAGUUCAAAUCUGUCCAUCCCAAGAUUGCGCUCGUGCUCAAGCGCUUGAAGCAAAAACGACCGCAGUCCUUUGAGAUUGCGUUCACUAGCCUGGGCGUCGCCGUAGACCGCAUCAACACUGCGUCGCCCGCGAACACCUCGGCCGAAGAAGAACGCGAGCGAAGGAAGAAGGCCGCGCUCGACCGCCAAGCUAAGGUUAUGGCACAGUUCCAGGAGCAGCAGAAGCACUUCAUGGAGAAACAGGGCGGCAUUGGCUGGGGCUCUGACCUUGAUGACGACGACGACGACGGAGAUGUCAUGGAGCAGACAGAAGAGCGCAAACACAGCUGGAAGUACCCGGCCGGAACAUGUAUCCUAUGCCAAGAAGAAGCGGAUGAUCGUCGUCUAUACGGAACAUUCGCUCUUGUCAACGAAAGCCGCAUUCUCCGACAGACAAACUUUCAAGAUCCCGACCUCGUGCGGGAGGCAUCGCAGACACCCUGCAGUCUUGACCGGUCAGCCGAAGACAUCCGACCAUUCGGCAUCGCCCAUGAAAAUCGGAAGAUGGUGGAGAAGCUGAACCCGCAGGGAGAGGUGUUUCUUGCUGAGCGGCAGACCAUCGGGAAGGGCUACAAGGGCAAUUACUCCCGACCUGGCCCCGUAGCCAGCAGCUGCGGGCACAUGAUGCAUUUCCACUGCUUCGAGAUGUACUACGAGGCCACCGUCAGGCGCCACGGCCACCAGAUCGCCCGGCACCACCCGGAGGACACGCGGCGGAACGAAUUCGUCUGUCCCCUCUGCAAAGCGUUGGGCAACUCGUUCUUGCCGAUCGUGUGGAAGGGUCUGGAGGAGUCGUACCCGGGAUAUCUCCAGCCCGAGAGCACUUUUGCUGAGUUUCUGGAAAAGCAAAUGGGCUCGGCAUAUUGGCUAGGGGGAAGCAAAGCUCGGGAGCUGGACGACCCUGGCAUGCCUGAACUGAAGACGCCAAGCGUUCCCGGCAGUCUCGUUGAAUCUCUAGAGUCAGCACAGCCCGACUCCGAAGAAUCACGAUCUUGGACGAGCAUCUUCCCGUUUACGUCUAGGUCGCAGGCGCAAACACCAUCCGCCCCUUCGGUCAUUACCAGCGCGCCGAUGGCCAGCUCUGGCGGCACCGGCGAGAACGAAAGGGACACGACGACAAAGGAAGCGAUGGUCAAGGACCUCAUGGUUGCCUACCAGCGCCUUCGGGACACGCUGCGGGUCAACGGUCUCCAAACAAAGCACAUCAUGGAUGCGAAGCUCGACUACGGGUCUGACCUGCACUCGUCCGACACAUUGAUACAGACUGUUGGCUUCACGAUCUCGUCCGUGGAGCUCCAGCAGCGCGGCGUGGAGGCACAGGCGGGCGUGACGUUGCUCCAAAAGAUCCCCGAGCAGGUCUUGACGCACCUGCGGAUCCUCUCAGAGACUGCCUCGUCGUACAUGCUUGUGGGAAGCCGAUCGUAUGACGUGGACAACUUGGUCGGAAACGAGUUCCGCAAAGACUGCGAGAGACAGCACUGCCAGCUAUUCAUGUCCCGCUACUUUGGGGCAGGAUCUCCUGACUCGGCACGGCCAAUCGACCUAUACCCAGCGCUACUAAGCAUGGAUCCCUUCGUCUUCCUAGUGGAGUGCGCGUACGGCCUCGUUCCCGAUCAAAAGGUGGACAUUGCACACCUGGUUCAGCUGUGUUACCUGGCGGAGCUGGUGAAGGUGGUGUACCACAUGGGCCGGAACGCCCCCGUGGCCAUGUGGCUGGGGGGUCUCAAGAAUCGGCACACCAGGGACGCGUCCAUCAACAACUUUGCCGACUUUGCUCUUUUCGUGACCGAACAUGGAAUGACGUUCCACGCGGCCAAGGGUGCUGACGAGGUGGACCACGGCGAAAACGUAGGCUUUCAGCAGCCAGGGGUGGACACGCUGGAAGGUUGGUACACGUUUGUGAAGAAGUACGCGCUCACCUUCCUGCGCAAGACUCUGGUCUUUCUCUACGUCAAGUACGGCGUGGACUUCAACAGCCACGUGUCGCCCAUCCCGGAGGCGGACGAGCUGGACCGACUCACGGAAGCACUCCACGUACCGCCAUUUGACGAGAUGUGCGCGUCCCUGACGCACAACGCAUCGGCGUUUGGCUGGCCAGACACGACGCGGGAUCUGGUGUCUGGAUGGAUCAAGCACCAGGCCCUAUGCCCUCGCAAGCUGGGGGACAUGAACGCGUCGGCCGUGGUCAGCCAUCCGGGCAUCUUUGAGCUGAUAGGACUGCCAAAGACGUACGACACGCUGAUCGAGGAGGCGACGAGGAGAAAGUGUCCGACGACGGGCAAGGACCUGACGGACCCGGUGAUAUGCCUGUUCUGCGGGGAGUUGUUUUGCAGCCAGAGCACGUGCUGCCAGAAGCCGGACCUCGUCAGUGGCGAGACGACGAGGAUUGGCGGAGCGCAGCAGCACAUGCGCAAGUGAGUGGCGGCCACCCGAAGAUGUUGACGAGAAAGUCAUAGAGUGAGAGUGCUAACUUGAGACGCGCGCGCUCAGAUGCCAGCGGAACAUUGGGGUGUUUCUCAACGUCCGCAAAUGCUCGGUUGUGUACCUUUUCCGGCAAUCGGGUUCGUUCGCGGCGGCGCCAUACAUUGACAAGUACGGGGAGACGGACCCGCAGCUGCGACAUGGGCGUCAGCUGUUCCUGAACCAAAAGAGGUACGAUUCGAUGAUACGCAGCACGGUGCUGAACCACGGGGUGCCGAGCCUCAUCAGCCGCAAGCUGGAGGCGGAGAUCAAUAACGGAGGAUGGGAUACACUAUGAUUGUCUCGGAUGGGGAUGUCCGUGUGAUGCUAGACAGAGGAGGACGGAGAUAUCGUCUAGGUCAGGUCUGUAAAGGCCAUGCUAGAAAGGCGACGAGGUCCUGUCAAGGACGACGAGGACAUGGUGUGUUUAGGAGUACUGGCGCGUAUAAGCGCAACUAGGUGGGAGACGGCCUGGGGAAAUGGAAAUGAAUAUUUGUCAAUGACGAG
This is a messenger RNA of Purpureocillium takamizusanense, 7102 nucleotides long. RefSeq names its product RING-type E3 ubiquitin transferase (gene UBR1). Gene Ontology annotation, biological process: ubiquitin-dependent protein catabolic process via the N-end rule pathway; protein ubiquitination. Gene Ontology annotation, cellular component: ubiquitin ligase complex; cytoplasm. Bases 317 to 6553 code for a protein of 2078 amino acids. The transcript has a single exon. NCBI's taxonomy places the organism in Eukaryota, Fungi, Ascomycota, Sordariomycetes, Hypocreales, Ophiocordycipitaceae. Gene Ontology annotation, molecular function: ubiquitin protein ligase activity; zinc ion binding. The record is from RefSeq and is a predicted model, not a curated record.